GCGGCCCAGGGCCCGGGCGGCGCAGGGCAGGACCGGGCGGCCCCGCCGCUCGCACACACCGCGCCGGGCGCCCCGCUCCGCCGCAGCGGCGGGCAGCACCGUGAGCGGGGCCGGGCCGGGAGCGGAGCGGGAAGCGGGGCGGGCCAGGCCAGGCGGGGGGCGGCGGGACGGCGCGGGGGGGGCGGCGCGGAGCGGAGCUGCCGGCUCAGCACUUUCGGCAGAACAAUGGGGCCGGGCGGGGGGGCGGGAGGGGCCGGGCCGGGGCCGGCGGCGGCAGCAGCAGCAGCAGCAGCAGUGGCUCCGCUCCGCCGCCCCCCGGCUGACGCCGCCCCGCUCCCCCCGCAGGCAGCCCCCAUGGCCAAGCAGCCCCCCGAGGUGAAGGCUCAGCGGCCCGGCGAGCGGCUGCCGGCGGCGGAGGGGCCGGGCCCGGCCGCGCAGCUGCGCCCCGGAGCUCCCGCCGCCCUGCCCGGCUCCGCCGCCGCGCCGGGGCCUCCGCCGCGGGGUCCCCCCGCCAGCCCCGGCCCGUUCGCCACCCGCUCGCCGCUCUUCAUCUUCGUGCGGAGGUCGCCGCUGCUGUCGCGCUCCUCCAGCGGGUACUUCUCCUUCGACGCCGCCGAGCGCAGCCCCGGGCCCCUGAGCUGCGACAAAGCCACGCAGACCCCCAGCCCGCCCUGCCAGGCCCUCAGCCACUGCCUCAGCGCCAUGGCCUCGCGGUGGCCGUCCCCCUCGCUCGCAGAAGAUCUGCAGCCCGAGAUCUGGAUCGCACAGGAGCUGCGGCGCAUCGGUGACGAGUUCAAUGCCUCCUAUUGUCCCAGACGGGGUUUCUGGGAUGCACCGGCCGGACACCCCCAGGUCAUGGUCCUGCGCCUCCUGCGCUACAUCGUGCGGCUGAUGUGGAGGAUGCAGUGAGCGCGUGUUCCCUCUCGCGACAGCCCAGGACGGAUGGACAGACGGACACGGGGCUCCCGCCGCUCCCCAGGACACAUGGACGGGGACGGACAUCCCGCGGGGACCCCCUGGUGCCGGAUUUGUUCUGAGAGUGGUGUUUACUGCGUUUCUCUCGACUCUACUAGUUUUUAUUAAGAUUUUUUCCAAAAGAGUCUCAGAGAAAAUAACAGCAAUGGAGGAACUUAUAUAUAUAUAUAUAUAUAUUUGUCAUCGCUUCCUGGAGAUCAGUGAGCGUGUUGGGCCUUUUGGGAUGGCAGAGCCACCUUUUGGGAUGGCAGAGACCGGCCGAGCCCUCGCCCACCAAAAUAAUGGUGAUGACAGAAAAAGGGCAGAGGGAUUUAAAUCAGCACUUCUUUUACCUGUAAAUACCUAACGCCGCCCCAAAUCCACCUUCGUUUGCGUCAUGCGAGUAGCCGAUUUCCUGCUGACUGAUUUAUCUUAUAUAUAUAUAUAUUUGGUUUGGUUUUUACACUCUGAAUUUCAAGACUCAGCUGUCAGAGUCCCAGGGUCCAAAAUAUCACAGCCAACCAAAAAACCACCAAACCAAUCCACCAGGUUGCCUUUUUUUGUUUGUUUUUCUUAAGAAAUCCUUUCUAUAAAACGUGUGAAAACACUUACAUAUUAUAUAAUAUUAUAUAUAAUAUAUAACGUUGGCGACUGAGGCAAUUCAGCAAUAACCCCUUCUCCAAGGCAGGAAAAUCCGCAGCUUUGCACCGGGAGACGGCGGCUCCUGCUCCGUGUCAUGUCAGGAACUGUUGGAAGUCGUGGCUUUGGUACCUUCCCGUGGAAGCCGGGGGGGUUUUAAGGCUGGAUUUUUAAUUGUUUUAAUCAUUAUUUCUAUGGUGGGAUGCUCUGUGUGGAGGAGAGGGCAGGAAGGCGCCUGAGGAUGCUCGUGCGCAGGGAUGCAGCUGCAAGAGGCGCCUGAGGAUGCUGCGACCUGGUACCCACCCAUGGGCUCUGCUCACCCCCAAAAAACACCUUCCAGCCCCAAAACCACCCUCCAGCCCCCGCAAUCUCCCAUCAGUUCGUCUCGGCUGCUGCACAGCGGGCGCUUUUUUGGGGGGGUGGCAGCUCUGGCCACCCCCAUAUCUAUGCACAGACUCUGCCUCCCGAGCUGCCCCUUUGGGGCAGGUUCUCCCCAAACCCACUUCCAACGCCAAACCGUGGCUACGGAGCCAAUUUUAACUUUCAUUUUAAGUUUUGUAUUAUCUUAACGUUUUUAUUAUGUCUUUUUGGACCUGCAGGAUGAGCAGCGGUUGCAGGAGUUGCCUCGGCUGCCGGAGCCGGGGACGUUUUAGGGACAAAAAGGGUAUUCUGGAGAGGCUGCGAUGAGACUUUUGGAGUGUGAGCGGUUAAACUAUUCGGUGAGCUCGGCCAGGGCAGGUUCCUGCCCUUUGGGUUUGGCUUCACCAUCCUCUUGGUUUUGGCUUCACCGUAGCUGUUUUCUGUAGCAUUUAUAUAGAAAAACCCCAGCAGGGAGCUGGCAGCUGCAGGUUUCCCAUGGGGACCUAUGUGGAGUUGCAUGGCUGUGGAUAAAGGUUUUAAAUAUAUAUAUAUAUGUAUAUAAAAUUGGCAAAUGAGAUGUUUGUCCCCCAGUUGAGUGGAAACGGUGCUUUUGGGGUCUCGCAGCCUUAUGGCAUCGCCACACCGCCCAGAAUGUGUCCCUUGGAGUACACCAAAGAAAUGCCGAGCACUUUACCCCGUCCUCCAAAAUGUACAGUCAUUUUAAGGGAAAACAACCGAGUAUUGGCACUGUCAGCCUGGGAGGUGUCCCUGGCCAAAAGGUAGGAAAAUAGCCCCCCCAAUAUAACCACGUUUCACCCCGGUGACAUUCAGGGGAAAACAAACCUCAACUAUCGCUAAACAGAAUGAUGUUUUAAAUAGCGCGUUAAAUAAAUAUUCAGUAUAUUCUGCGUGUUUUAGCGGCGCUGGGUGCGAAUGGGGAGUUUUGGUGGGGGAAGCAGAUCCCACAGGACAUGUUAACGCUUCGCUGUAAAUACCUGGAUAUUUAUUAGAGGAUGGCGCCGUAUUAUUUUCAUCAUCUGAGCCAAAUAUCUGUGUGCAAUGUAUUUCCUUGCCUCUCUCUCCUGUCAGUUUUGUACAGCUUAUAAAUCAGACAAAAAAUGGAAAAAAAUUACUGUUUUUUCUAAACUUUUUUAGAGUCGAACUUGGUAAAUACUGUAGAUUCUUUUUAUUUCCCUUUGUGUAAUUAAUGCACUCUACUGUUCCAUAAUGCUGUAACGUGUAGAAACGUUGUAUAUUUAUUUUCUGCUUAUUUAAGUUCCUGUAAAGAUUUGUGUGGUGUUGCCCCUUCUCCCUGCCCUUCCAAUGAGCGAUGGAUGCGCCUCCCAAAGCACUGUCAGUGCAGCCACCGUGCUUUGAAUAACGAGAUUAUUAUUAAUUAUUAUUAUAAUUCAAGUGCCUACGUCCCACUUCCCAGUAGCGAUUGAGGCACCUCAGACUUCAGCAUUAAUGCCAUUCAGUGAUUUUUUGGCCACUUUCCCCGCAGCAGCAUCAGGUACCCCUGACAAGUCACUAAGUCAUUUCACAGGACCCAGCGUAUGUAGCAUUUUUACUGCAAUUUCCCUGCCUUUCCUUGUGUUUUGCACUGAUGAAUUUUUGGACAGGGUAAUUGCCACUUUACUUGUGCAAUACUGCUGUAAAUAAUUGCAGAUCUUGUUUUUUUUUUUUUUUUUUUUAAAUGCAAUCUUUUACGUACUUAAUAAGUUUUAUAUGAAUAAAAGUUUUCAACUAUU
This is a messenger RNA of Columba livia (rock pigeon), 3704 nucleotides long. It is a transcript of the gene BCL2L11, whose product is annotated as BCL2 like 11. The transcript is spliced from 3 exons. The record is from RefSeq and is a predicted model, not a curated record. Gene Ontology annotation, biological process: meiosis I. The coding region runs from base 226 to 909 and encodes 227 amino acids. Lineage: Eukaryota; Metazoa; Chordata; Aves; Columbiformes; Columbidae.